This is a messenger RNA of Hemiscyllium ocellatum (epaulette shark), 7030 nucleotides long. RefSeq names its product G protein-coupled receptor kinase interacting ArfGAP 1 (gene git1). The transcript has 21 exons. Gene Ontology annotation, biological process: brain development; regulation of ARF protein signal transduction. The record is from RefSeq and is a predicted model, not a curated record. Gene Ontology annotation, molecular function: GTPase activator activity; protein binding. Lineage: Eukaryota; Metazoa; Chordata; Chondrichthyes; Orectolobiformes; Hemiscylliidae. Bases 52 to 2400 code for a protein of 782 amino acids.
GCUGGGAAUAAAUCAGCGGAGACCGGGGGAAUCGUGAUCGAGGGAGCAGAAAUGUCCCGAAAGCUGCGGCCCAACGAAGUGUGCGCCGACUGCAGCGCCUCAGAUCCAGGUUGGGCAUCGAUUAACCGUGGAGUUCUAGUUUGCGAUGAAUGUUGCAGUGUUCAUCGAAGCCUUGGUCGGCACAUUUCGAUGGUGAAACAUCUCCGGCACAGCUCAUGGUCUCCAACUCUCUUACACAUGGUGCAGACCUUAGCAAGUAAUGGAGCCAACUCCAUCUGGGAACACUCAUUACUUGAUCCAGCCCAAGUGCAAAGUGGACGACGUAAACCAAACCCUCAGGAUAAAGUGCACCCCACCAAGGCAGAGUUCAUACGAGCCAAGUAUCAGAUGUUGGCAUUUGUCCACAAAUUGCCUUGUCGUGAUGAUGAUGGUGUUACCACAAAGGACCUGAGUAAGCAACUGCACUCCAGUGUGCGUACGGGGAAUCUGGAGACAUGUCUCCGGCUGCUGUCCCUCGGAGCACAGGCCAACUUCUUUCAUCCGGAAAAAGGUACCACACCCUUGCACGUGGCUGCUAAAGCAGGACAAAUACAUCAGGCUGAACUUUUAGUUGUCUAUGGUGCAGAUCCUGGAGCACCUGAUGUUAAUGGCAGAAGUCCUAUUGAUUAUGCCAGGCAAGCAAAUCACCAUGAUCUCGCUGACAGGCUGGUGGAGUGUCAAUAUGAACUUACAGAUAGAUUGGCAUAUUACCUUUGUGGACGGAGGCCAGAUCACAAAAAUGGGCAUUAUGUCAUUCCCCAGAUGGCUGACAGUAGUUUGGACUUGUCAGAACUGGCUAAGGCUGCCAAAAAGAAACUUCAAGCACUGAAUAAUCGCCUUUUUGAAGAACUUGCAAUGGAUGUUUACGACGAAGUUGACCGACGUGAGAAUGAUGCAGUGUGGCUGGCCACCCAGAAUCAUAGCACAUUAGUGACUGAACGUAGUGCUGUUCCUUUUCUUCCAGUGAAUCCAGAAUAUUCUGCAACCAGAAACCAGGGUCGACAAAAACUUGCUAGGUUUAAUGCCCGUGAGUUUGCAACCCUGAUUAUCGACAUUCUGAGUGAUGCAAAGAGGAGGCAACAUGGAAAGACAUUAGGUAGUCCAAUAGAAAAUAUUGACUAUCUUCUGCGAAACCAAAAUGAUCGCCCUGACAGCGACUUUGGUGAUGAUCAGCAUGAUUAUGAUAGUGUAGCUUCUGAUGAGGAUACAGACGCUGAUGUACCACGAAACGCAUCAUCGGGCAGAAACAACCGAGCAAAGAGUAUGGAUUCAUCCGAUUUAUCAGAUGGCCCCAUAACACUGCAGGAGUAUUUGGAGGUGAAGAAAGCUUUGGCCGCUUCUGAGGCGAAGGUUCAGCAGCUAAUGAAAGUAAACAACAAUCUAAGUGAGGAACUGCGUAGACUUCAAAUGCAGAUUAACAAACUGCAGACAGAAAAUGCACAAAUGAAACAACAAACACCUAGUCUGCAUCCGUCACCAACUACCAGUGACCGACAGGACCUUGCUCCCCAUGCAAGCACAAGUAGACGUGAUCGGCAAGCUGUAUCCAUGUACGAAACCAGAUCUGGACAGAAAUCUUUUGGACAGGCUGCUGAUGACAUUGCUACAAGACUUCAGUCUUUAGAUUGCAAUAUUCGCAGGGGUGUCUCCGUGACCUCUGUACCCUUUCCCUUCUCUCCGCUGCACUCCUGUUCACAGGACUGCGGCAGAUCCGUGGUUAAGUACCAUCUCAGUUGGGCUCAAGUAUCCAAACUGGACAAACGUGGUAGUGGAACAGACAGUGACUAUGACAAUACCCAGACAAGUGAGCUGCCACUAGGCUUCUACCAGUUCGUGACUGAUGAAGGCAAGUAUAAAUUUGAGGAUGAAUUUCUUCACAACUAUUGCAGCCUUCUGAAAUUUAAACUGAGAAUCGCUGAUGGGAAGAUGGGAAGGGAUGAUGACUUCCACCUAGAAUACGAUGAACAUGAGGGUGAAUUAGAUCCAAGCCUUCCCAGUACUGAGGGUGUAAUCCUUAAAACAGAGCAGGUCACGAAAAACAUCCAGGAGCUUCUUCGAGCUGCCCAGGAGUGUAAACAUGAAAGUUUUGUUCCAUGUUCUGAAAAGAUUCACUCCGCAGUCACUGAAAUGGCUUCUCUCUUUCCAAAGAAGCCUGCCCUGGACACAGUCCGAUGCUCUUUGAGAUUGCUAAAUGCGAGUGCCUUCCGAUUGCAAUGUGAGUGCAGGAAAACCAUUCCGCCAGAGCCUGGUGCACCGGUUGACAUCCAGUUGCUCACGCAGCAAGUCAUCCAGUGUGCCUAUGAUAUUGCUAAGGCAGCCAAGCAACUGGUUACCAUAACAACCCGUGAGAAAAAACAAUGAUAAAACACUUCAUUCACAUUCCGUUUUUGGAGUACAUUUGGGAGAUUAAAACAUGCAACUUUCUUCGAAAGCAAACUGAAAUCCCUGUAAAUAUUCCGAUUCAAGUAACAUGGAUCUUUUUUCUGCAAUAGAUUAUUUCGGCUUUCAGGAUAGAUGAAAGUUUAAACUUCCAAUUUUGUGGUAGAACUCGCCAAUAAUAGUUAAUCAGAAUUGUUACCACUGUAUAUUGGCGCGGCCAUAACAAAAAGUCGCAUUGUGGUGAUAGCCGAUAUUCUUCGAUUUCUGAUGUUUCAGCAAGAUGUGAAUAUUUACUUGAUCAUCGGGUUAUGUUACACUGGAAUUUUUGACUCUUCUACAAAUAAGUUGUUUUGCAAAAGUACCAAGUCUUACAUUAAUGGUGAACACUAUGAUGUGAAAUUUCAGUGCCACAAAGGCUUCAUGCGUUCAGUAAUUGUUAUAUGAAAAAGAACUGCAAGUAAAGCCACUUGAAAAUUGCUGAUAGUUCUUGUAUGUGACCACCUGAGUUUAAUACGGAUCGUCAGUGGGUUAUUCACUGAUUCAUUUUGCCAUCACCAGAGGCUGAAGAACAAUAGAUGUUCUGAAAACCAUUAGAAAAAAUACAAGUAGUGGGGUGCCUUUUUUGUAUAGAAUACUGUGAACCUGUGACUGUAACUGGCAACCAUCAGUACCAUUGCAUCUUUGUGCAUUGUGUGCCUUAUAACAGUUGAAUCUUGUUAAACAGUUGUAUCCCAUUAUAAUGUAAUCUUCACGCUUUGCUUUAGUAGUGCCCAUUUUUCACAUUGACCAGUCCGAGGACAAUGACUUUGUGUAGUGUGAAAUUUUUAUUGAUAGUUUACUAAAGUACAGUAAUUACUGUACAAUAAUUGAGAAUGCUAUUUGACUGUAGCUAAUGGUUGUGUUGGGCAUUCUCCAUUGUUUAAAAAUUUAAACAUGGUCCUCUAAUAUCCAGCGUAUGUCAAAACUUUCUUGGGCUGUAUUAAAGUGACUGAUGGGUGCAGCAACAGUCCUUCAGCACAUGGCUUCAUGUUACCUUUGGGCACAGAAUGUUGGGGGCAUUUUCAGUUUCCAGCAUUCUUUAUUGUUUCAGCCUUCUGAAGAUCAUCAUCCCUAAAGUGAGUAGAGAAGUUGGGCCAUUACACUGUACAAGACUUGAGCCUGAUUCUUUUGACACUUGUUCCAAUUAUUGGAGUAAGAUGAUCCAUUGUUUCAUUUUAUUUAUGGAAAUUAAAUGGCCAUCUAUUUGUUUCCUGGGAAAAAAUAUUUCACGAGGAAUAAACAGCACCUCCAGCAUUUGUCUUGCACUAGCUUGGCAUUUGAUACUGUACAGUGAAAGGGGAACUGGAUAGUAACUGCAAAAGUUUUAAUUGCUGAAUAAUUUGGGAAAUACAGGCUUGUGAAUUGUUGUUAAUUAAUAAUUUCAGCACCCUUAUGUUAACUUUAUUGCCAUUUACUUUGUAAGCUGUGGGGCUUGGUGUAGUGGGAAAAUUACCAAUAAGAAAAUUCUAAAAGCAAAGUAGUUAAAGUUACAAUGUUUAUUUUGUGAACUGAACAAAAAUCAUAUUUUGAAGACAAAAUGUCAAUGAAAAUUGAUCUCUUCCAGUAUAGGGAGGUGGAAGUCAGAUUGUGAUGCUACAUUGCAAUUUAUUUCAAAUGCUGGAAAAUUGAUUGAAAAGGAAUGGUACUUGGGGAAGGACUCUGUAGAUUGAAAGAAAUUUGGACAAAUGAGAUUCUCCUGUAGUAUGAGGUAUGCACAACUUGCACAGCUUUUGAAAAAAUGUUUCAAGCCUUAACUGAUGUUCUGGGCAUACGGUAUUGGGGUGCUGUUUGUAUAUAAAAUAUAAGCAAAUGUGCAUAGUUUAAUAAUGUUCAACUAAAAGACUGUUUAUCAUUCUAAUCUUGCAAGUCAAUGAUGUAACUGGAGUAAUCAAAACCACUACGUUCAUGGCACUGGGCCGAUUCAGUCAUUGAAUUCAGCUUAUCCCAAGUGUAAGAGACAAAGUCCUUUGUUAAAGGAACAUGGGCGCAUUGUAAAUCUUUUUACUUGUUCUUUAUUUGAUAAAAUGCUCAUCAAAGUACUGACAGAUGUGCUGACAUUUUAAAAUGUGUUGAUUUUCUUUCAUAGAUUCAUUGAAACACUAUGAUAUGCUACAAAAAUGUUGAUUCAGUGGAAAAAAUAUCAAAUUUUGAAAUAGGUUUUGCAAGACAAAUUACAGACAGGGACUGUAUACAGUACAGUCAGCGGGAAUUAAAUUUUUUUUUCUCUGUACCUUUUCAAAUGUCUAGUUAACUUGACGUAAUGCAAUAGUAUUUAGACAAUGACCCAAGGCAUUUAUAAAGGACUGUUUAGAAUGACCAGGAAUGGUAUUAAAUUACAUAAUAAACGGCAAGGUUCAAUUUAGUGUGACAGCUUUUUGUUUGUUUGUCUGAAAGACACUGCCAGAAAUUUUGCAAAUAGCAAAGGAAAAGAUCAAAUGCUAUAGCCUCGCAAAUACUUUUCAUUGCCCUUUUGAAAUUCUCUUAAUUUGUAAUGCUGCUAUGGACAGCUGACAUUUUGUACAGCAUUAUCUUCAAACCAAUUAGUUUCUUUGUAAUUCUGUAAGGAUGAAAUCGUGUUUACAACAAAAGUCAGGAAAUGCUGAAUUUUGACAUGAAAGUUUCAUAUAAACUUUUGGUUUUAUUCCAGAAUGUUAGGGUUUAAAAUUCAUUAACCUAUUCUGUUAAUUUGUUUUUGUAAAAAGGGUAAAAUAUUACUAUCAAGUUGUAAAAUAGGCAGUUAACACUAGUGGAAGAAACAAAUUUCACAUCUAAUUUGUAAGCACCACACACCCUCUGGUGCAUCUGUUGCUGAAUAAGUCCACCUUCUCCAGUCAGAUCUCGGCAUCAUAAAUUUUCAUUUUCACAGUCUCCAGAUUGGAUUAAAUAACAUAGAUUCACUUGUUUGUUGAACUGGGACGCUAUGCAACUAGUAAGUUGCCAGUAUUGCAAACACCACCACAGACUACACAGGCAAACUUUAAUCAUCCAGUCUAAGAUUGUAGUGAAGUACAGAUGAGUCAGACUUUGACUGAAGCUGCAAGUAUCAAAACAACCUCUCUUCAAAAAAAAAACAAAUCUUCUCUAAACUAACAAAAUCAAAACCUAUUUAAAAUAGGUUAAAUAUAGUUUCUUGUCAUUGAUGUCAUUCACUAAUUUCCUUUGACCUGUCUAGUAUUGAUGCACUAUGCUUGCAGGGAUAUGUGAAAUUGGUCUGUUGUUCAGAUGAAUAACUCUGCAACCUUUUAGAUAAGAUUAGAAUCAUAUGCAGCAAAACUCUUUAUCUCACUGAGGAAAGUAGUGAUUUAAUAUACUCACUGACAUCACUUUACAAGGAUUUACAGUAGCUACGAAUCUAGGCAAACUGCAAGAGCAUACAAAUUUCACUAAGCAAAGAUAUAUUUUGUAAAGGAAGCAAGCUCACAACAUAAUGUGAUUUGUAGGUUCAGAUAGUAACUAAUAACUCAUGCAUAUUGUACAAAAUUUCCAUUUCACACUAACUGAGCUGCUUCACUGUAUUUCUGCCUUGGAAUUCCCAUCCCUAAUCCCACAGCUAACACUUUUUAUUGGGGUAGGGUGGGGAAGUGGGGUUGCAGGGCAUGUGACGUGAGGGUACUGCCUGGAAGGGUUGGACAAAGAUUGAACAGUAGAUUCAAUAUUGUAUCUGAAUUCUGGGAAUGAAGAAUGUAUUAAUUAAGUUAUACGCACUCAAGUACAACUUGUGGUUAAGACAAUCUGUAAUCCUGGAAAAAGUAACACAUUUUCUCAAUGCUGUAAUAGCUGGAUUGCCAUAAAAGGUAUUCAAAUGAGACCAGUGAUUACUUCAGAACACAUCUAAAGGGAAUGUGUGCUGUAUUAAUAUUGAUCAUUCAUCUAUGUUUUACAUGUAAGCCUGUUUUAUAAUCAGUAUUUCAUCUUGACAAUGGUAUGAGAAAAGUAUAUACCAAUGGAUUGAGUUUCCAUAUAAUCUCUUGCAAGUUACUUUCACGUAACAUACAGGAACAUCAUGGAGGUGGUUAAUUCCUAUUUGUAAUAUUGCAGCACAUGUUUCUGAGGCACUGGGACUCUACCAAUAACAAUUUUAAAGUAUAAUUUUACAUUUACCAAAACAAGGUUGUGUAUAUUUUGAAAGAAAUCAAUACCUUAGUGAGUUCAGUUACAGUCUAAUCCUCUGGGUUCAGAUGUUUAUACACUGUAUUCCGCACAGUUUUAGAAUGCCUUCUCAAGUGACCCCUUUGGGGUCCAGCUUUGUAACCAUUCUCAUUUUAUAUAUUCUAUGACUAAUCCCCAGUGUGUGGUACAAAAUGUUUUUUUUUCUUAAAUCCAAAUGUCUGAUAUCUCAAACAAUUGGUAUUAAGCAUGCACUUUUGGACAGUUGAGUGCUAAAAGUUAUAUUUAACAAGGACAGUCACUGACCUGCUUAUUGUUUAUGUUGUGCAAUGAAUGCUAAUUGUAACUAAUUCCAUUUAGAAAUGCACUCUUAUUGUAGCUGGUAGUAGGAAUGUGGUGGUGGGCUUCCUUGUAAACUCAUCUAUUGUACAUUUGUAUUGAAAUAAAUAUAUUCUGUUGUGCACAA